This is a messenger RNA of Rotaria sp. Silwood1, 2415 nucleotides long. NCBI's taxonomy places the organism in Eukaryota, Metazoa, Rotifera, Eurotatoria, Philodinida, Philodinidae. The record is from the annotation of a GenBank genome assembly.
AUGAAUAAUAAAAAAGAUAAAUCUUAUUUGAAAAUAAUUGGACUGAUUUGGAUUCUAAUUGAAUGUAAUCUUGUUGCUGGAAAUAUCUUUGGAUUUGCCUCAUUAUUCAGUGAAUUACCAAAAUAUAAAAUUUAUCAAUCGAAAUGUGGAAACGUAUCUGAACGAAUUGUAUUAAAUAAUACAAAGACACAAGAAAAAGCAUGUGUCGGGCAAAUACAGAACUAUGAAUUUGAUUUUGCUCUGGGUAUUGCAUUUUAUAAUUUACCAGCUAUCAUAGUUGGUAUGAUUAAUGAUUAUUUUGGACCUCGAUGUCUAAAAUUAAUUGCAAUUAUUUUUCAUCUGAUCAGUUGGUUAUCACUUGGAUUCGUAGAACCUAAACGUGAUUGGCUUCUUCUAUUCCAUACGAUAUUUUUAUCUUUAGCUGGAAUUUGUACUUUACUUUCAUCAUUUUCUAUAUCGGCUAAUUUUAGUCAACAUCGUGGUCUUGUUACAGCAUUGAUAUCAGGUGCACAACUUACUAGUUCAAUUUGGUAUGCAAUAUUUCAACUUUUGAUUGAAAAACAACUGAUUUCUCUAUCGACAUUGGCCUUUAUAUGGGCAUCACUUGCAAUAUUGAUGUUUGGUAGUGCUAUGCUAUUUCUUGAUUGGCGUUUCACUUGUAUGAAUUUAACCUUGAAAUCAAAGUCAACAACAAUAGAAGUUAAAACAAUUACUACACAUGAUACUUUAAUUCAAUAUUUAAAAAAUCCAUUAUUUAUUGUUGUAACACUUUUUCUCAGUUGUCUAUUGCUUACAAUAUCAUAUCUUCCAGUUGUUUGGUUUAAAUGGCUUAUGCAUGUAACUGGAAAUAAUACACAAUUAACCAAUCAUUAUACGCGCUGGUACAAUAUGAUUGCUAUUUCGGGAAUUCUCGUUGCACCAAUAUGUGGUUUUAUUAUUGAUUUUAAAUCUGAUCGUGGUUAUAAACAAAAAAUGUUUAAUAUUUCAAUUUUACAAACAUUAACUUGGAUUGGUUCUGUAGCUCUUUGUAUUGUUUGUAUGUUUCCAUCGAUUUAUGCAGCUAUAAUAGCUUUGAUUAUUUUAAUUUUUUCACGUACAAUGCUUGUGGCUGGAAGUCAAGCAUUAAUUGCUACUGUUUUUCCACCUCAAUUUAUUGGAUCACUUCUUGGAAUUAUGUGGACAACAGCAGGAAUCAUUAGUUUUGCUACAUAUGCUUUAAUACUUCUAGCGACUGAUCCGAGAUAUAUUUGGCGAGGUUGGGCAAUUAUUUUAUUUCUUUGUAUUAUUAUGAGUGGACAUUUAAUUCAAGUUUGGAUAUUAUAUGCAUCUAGUCAAUCAUCAUGGUCAAUACGAAUACCAUUCUUUGAUAAUUCUCAUGAUAUUAUUCAUAUUCCACUUCAAUCAUCAUUAUCAAGAGAAAAAAUUUAUACACUUUCUUGUCGUAAUUGUUUUACUUUUUAUACAAUGACUGGAGGACGUCGAAUGAUUGUUGAACCAUGUGGAGGACAUAAUUGUAUUUCAAUAAUAAAUAAUACUGAUUUAGAAGAUUAUAAUGAACCAACAGAAGAUUAUGAUUUAAAUAAAUGUGGUGUAGCUCAAAAUGAUCGUUUAUUAAAAAAAAGAGCAUUACAAUUAAAAAUAAGUACAAGUGUUAAAAAUACUUUACGUCCAGCUGAAUAUCCAUGGCUUGUUCGUAUAGAAAGUCGUUCAAGUACUUAUUCACAUACAGUUACACUUUGUGGUGGUACACUUAUUCAUCCGCAAUGGAUAAUAACUGCUGCUCAUUGUAUGUUUGAUACUAAAACAAAUCGUCUAUAUCCAGCUGAGGGUAUUAAUCUUUUUAUGGGACAUUAUGAUCGAUUACGUACAAGUCAAACUGAAUAUAUACAACAACCAGUUUUAUAUUUAAUUCAUCCAAAAUUUCGUAUUAGUCGAAUAUCACCAGCACCUAUUCAUGAUCUAGCAUUAAUUAAAUUAGCUAGAUCCGUACCAUUAUCACGUUCAAUUAAUAUAGCUUGUUUACCAGAAUCUACAGAUAAAUUAAAUGAUGGUACAUUAGCAUUUACAGCUGGUUGGGGACAUUCAUCACCUGAUUCAACAGUUGUUAAUCUACCACGAAAAGCAAGAAUUCGAAUAUCACCACGUUCAUGUCGUAAUUUAAUGGUUGAUAAAAAAUUACAUAUAUGUGGAAGAAAUGAACGUGGAAAUAAUAUUUGUAGUGGAGAUUCAGGUACUGGUUUAAUGGUCAAUGCUGGUAUUAAAUCAACUAAUAAUAAGACCAUAUGGAAAUGGCAUCUAUUUGGUGUCGCAAGUUUUGGUCUUGAUGAAUGUUCACAAAAUGUUAAUCAUGAUAAUGCAUUUGCAUCAAUUUCAGUCGAUAUUGAUUGGAUACAUGACGUAAUGAAAAAAUAUUAA